Tinamus guttatus (white-throated tinamou) is the source of this 2193-nucleotide messenger RNA. The record is from RefSeq and is a predicted model, not a curated record. NCBI's taxonomy places the organism in Eukaryota, Metazoa, Chordata, Aves, Tinamiformes, Tinamidae.
GUUGGGCAUCUAUAAACAGAGGGAUUCUGAUCUGUGAUGAGUGCUGCAGUGUUCAUCGAAGCUUGGGACGUCACAUCUCCCAAGUGAGACAUCUCAAGCACACGCCAUGGCCACCAACAUUGCUACAGAUGGUUGAAACCCUGUACAAUAAUGGUGCUAACUCUAUAUGGGAACAUUCUCUGCUGGACCCUGCAUCUGUUAUGAGUGGAAGGCGUAAAGCUAACCCACAGGAUAAAGUACAUCCCAACAAAGCAGAAUUCAUAAGAGCUAAGUAUCAGAUGUUAGCAUUUGUUCAUCGCUUGCCGUGUCGUGAUGAUGACAGUGUUACUGCCAAAGAUCUUAGUAAGCAACUGCAUUCCAGCGUAAGGACAGGCAAUCUGGAGACGUGUUUGCGGUUACUGUCCUUAGGAGCUCAAGCCAACUUCUUUCAUCCCGAGAAAGGAAAUACCCCUCUUCACGUUGCUGCUAAGGCAGGACAGAUUUUACAAGCAGAGUUGUUAGCAGUUUAUGGUGCUGAUCCGGGGACGCAAGAUUCCAAUGGAAAAACUCCAGUUGACUAUGCAAGGCAAGGUGGGCAUCAUGAACUGGCAGACCGCCUGGUGGAAAUUCAAUAUGAACUCACCGACAGGUUAGCUUUCUAUCUCUGUGGCAGGAAACCAGAGCAUAAAAAUGGACAGCACUUUAUUAUACCUCAGAUGGCAGACAGGCGGCUCAGUCUCGAUUUGUCAGAACUUGCAAAAGCGGCUAAGAAAAAGCUUCAAUCCCUAAGCAACCACUUAUUUGAAGAACUUGCCAUGGAUGUGUAUGAUGAAGUUGACAGGAGAGAAACAGAUGCAGUUUGGCUUGCUACUCAAAAUCAUAGUACACUUGUGACAGAGACAACAGUAGUCCCUUUUCUUCCUGUCAAUCCUGAGUAUUCCUCAACCAGGAAUCAGGGAAGACAGAAACUGGCUCGAUUUAAUGCCCAUGAAUUUGCUACAUUAGUUAUAGAUAUUUUAAGUGAUGCCAAACGAAGACAACACGGGAAUCCACUCACUGGUUCAAAAGAAAAUGUGGAACUGAUACUGAAGUCAAUCAGCAAUCAACACAGUAAUGAAAGCCAAGAUAAUGAUCAACCUGAUUAUGACAGUGUUGCUUCAGAUGAAGAUACAGAUCUAGAAACAAAUGCAUCUAAAUCAAGCAGACAGAAGAGCCUAGAUUCAGACUUGUCAGAUGGCCCAGUGACAGCCCAAGAAUAUCUGCAAGUCAAAAAUGCUUUGGUGGCUUCUGAGGUAAAGAUUCAGCAGUUAAUGAAGGUGAACAUCAACUUGAGUGAUGAGCUGAGAAUCAUGCAGAAAAAGAUCGGGAGGAGUGCGUUUGUGACCUCCUCUUCAUCUCUACCUUCCUUCCCCUCCACGCUUUCCUGGUCAAGGGAUGAAAGCACCCGAAGGGCCUCAAAAAUAGAAAAACAGAACAGCAUGCCUGAAAGUGACUAUGAUAACCCCACCACCAGUUUGGAGCUGGAUGAGACAGGGUCUGGUAGAAAAGGAAGGCAGAGGAGUGUCAUCUGGCAGGGGGAAGGGUCUAUCCCUGAAGACACUGACACAGCCCCCAGCUCCAGUUUGCCCAGUACAGAGGAUGUGAUUCGGAAGACUGAACAGAUCACUAAAAAUAUUCAGGAGCUACUGAGGGCAGCACAAGAGAACAAGCAUGACAGCUACAUACCGUGCUCCGAGAGAAUACAUGUGGCAGUAACAGAAAUGGCAGCCUUGUUUCCAAAAAAACCCAAAUCUGAACUGGUAAGGACUUCCUUGCGUCUGCUGACAUCUAGUGCCUACAGACUCCAAUCCGAGUGCAAAAAAACCCUCCCCGUGGAGAGCUGCCCCAGCACGGACAUCCAGCUGGUGACGCAGCAGGUGAUCCAGUGCGCCUACGACAUCGCCAAGGCCGCCAAGCAGCUCGUCACCAUCACCACCAAAGAGAACAACAACUGAGGCACCUGCAGCUGCUUAGUCCUGUUGGGUUUUUUAAGGUUGGAUUUCAAAUAUAGGUGUGGAACUAUUCAAAUUUUUACGAGGAAGACUAAAGGGGGCAAUUUUUUUUAAUUCAGUAUUAUUUUUGCAUGUUUUCUAACAAUUUUAAUUUAACCCACUGCCUUAUUUUGUGCCUGUGUUGCCAGUUAGUUACAGAUAAUAUAGCAUGUUGCAAAUAGCU